UACCCCCUUCUCUUGAACCCUUUCUUCCUCCUCCCCCCAGCAGCUGCCAUUCCCCCCACAUCCCCCUCUAUCUCUCUCUUCAUAAUCUCUCUCUCCUUCCAAGGAUCCAAGAAGUACUGUUGCAGCUUCUUUCUUCAUCCAUCCCCAAUCCCAACACAGCUUCUCUGCUCAGCGAAGGGAAUUCCCCUGCUCCUGCUCUUGUGUUCUUGCUGGCCCUCUGCUCUGCUUCUUCACCUCUUCUUGCCACCGAGAAGAGGAGUCCAGCCGUUGCAAAGACAGAAUCUUUACACUUCAUCCUCCCAAAGUGUUGUUGGUGUCCCAGGUGGAGGCAAAGUGUGAAUUUAUACUAGUUUUUGCUCUUGAUUAGGUUAGGAAUUUCUUGCUCCUGUGUUCUUGGGUUGAUGGUUGUAGAAUCAAUCCAAGAAUAUCUGCAGCUGUUCAUUUCACCUUCCCUGAAGGCGAGGGCGAAGUGAUCGUUUUGAGCAGUAGUAGUUGUUGUUGUUGAGGCGUUGCAAUGUCGUCUUCCUGCAUACCAACCGGCCUGCGGCUGGACCUGGACAUGGUGAAGGCGGCGACGUCGCCUGUCGCGCACUCGUCGCCGUUGCGGCCGGUGCACUCGUCGCCGUCGUCGACGCUGUCGGAGGCGUCGAACGCGUCGUCAUCGGCGACGUCGGUGUCGCUGAAGCGGGCGCGCGCGCCGCGGAAGCGGCCGAACCAGGCGUACAACGAGGCCGCCGCGCUGCUCGCGUCCAUCCACCCCUCCGUCUUCCCCGUCAAGAAGAGCCCCAAGACGGCGACGCGCCCGCCGGCGCGGCAGCUCUCCGGCCUCGCCGCGGCGUUCGACCCCUCCUCCUCCCUCCUCCCGCCGCUCCCCGUCCUCGCGGACUCGGCAUUCCUGCUCCGGGACAUGCCCGCGCCGUCGCCGUCGCCGCAGCCGCAGAGCCCGUCAGGCGCCAAGAACUGCUCAUCGCCGGCCCCGGUGAGCAGCGUGUUCCGGGACUUCCGCGACCCGGCGCCGUCACCGGCGAGCCCCAACACCGUCGACGUCGACGAGCUUGGCGAAAUCGACUUCGAUGACGACGGCUUCGACGCCGAGUCGAUUCUCGACGUCGACGAGGCCACCGCCGGCGCGGCCGAGGGCCUCGACGGCAUCAUGGGCAGCCUCACCGUGGAGAGCAACACGGCCACCACGUCCGAUGACUCCAUCCUGUCAAGCUCCGGCAUACACCCCUACCUCAGGAGCCUCAUGGUGGUCGGCCUCGCCGGCAGGUUCGAGCUCGGCCUCGGGUUCCGGCACGGCGCUCGGCCCAACCUCAACCGCGCACUGAAGCGGCGGGACGACGACGGCGCCUGGUGGAUGUGGCCGGCCGUGCCGGUGAAGGACUUAACGGUGGCACCGCCGACACCGCCGGCACCGGCUGCGCCGGACACUGCAAUGACGCAGGUGCCGGCCGCGCCAGAGAAGAAGAAAAGCAAGAAGAAGAAGGUGGUGAAGAUGGAGAAGGUUAUGGCCAAGGGGAAGGAGGAGCUGCCCAGCGCGAAAUGCAAGGAGGAAGCUGACGGCUCGGUCGAGGCUGCUAAUGGCGAUGGCGACGCUGACAGCACGCCGACGACGAAGGCGCCAAAGACCGGGUUGGGGCUGAAGCUGGACGCCGACGAGGUGCUCAAGGCGUGGUCCGACAAAGGGUCGAUGUUCACCGAUGGCGGCGGGCCGGAGUCGCCGACGUCGGCCGCCGACGUGCGGGCAAAACUUGCAGACAUUGAUCUGUUCCCAGAGAAUGGAGCUGGUGGCGGCAUCAGAGAAGCCAGUGUGUUGAGGUACAAGGAGAAGAGGCGCACCCGGCUGUUCUCGAAGAAGAUCCGGUACCAAGUGCGGAAGAUGAACGCUGACUGCCGGCCUCGGAUGAAGGCAAGCACUAGAACUGAUUAGAAAGCAUAAAAGAUCUGUUCGUAAGGGAAGGUUUGUUAGGAGCCCAUCUCUUCUUCAGCAAGCCCUGGAGGAAGAGAGCUAGACAGUGAUACUUGCUAGCCUUUUUUAUCAGCAUCUUUUUGUCCCUUUUAGUUUAUCAUUAGCUAAGAGAUGUGAGUGAGGAUUUUCCCCGGGGUUUUUUCGGAGUUUUGCUCUGGAGAGAAUAGGAUGCCUUUAGAGUGGAUUGUCAUGGUGUGGUGGUGAAAUAGUUUGUCUCAGGUUUACAAUGUGAGGUAAAGGAAGGAAAUAAAGUGAUGUUAGAAUAUAGUCAUAUAGCAAGCAGCACAAA
Messenger RNA from Panicum virgatum (switchgrass), 2258 nucleotides. Its product is annotated as protein CHLOROPLAST IMPORT APPARATUS 2-like. Gene Ontology annotation, biological process: regulation of DNA-templated transcription. Bases 515 to 1930 code for a protein of 471 amino acids. Gene Ontology annotation, cellular component: nucleus. The transcript has 3 exons. NCBI's taxonomy places the organism in Eukaryota, Viridiplantae, Streptophyta, Magnoliopsida, Poales, Poaceae. The record is from RefSeq and is a predicted model, not a curated record. Gene Ontology annotation, molecular function: protein binding.